CAGCAUGAAAGAGUGGUGCGUUGCACCUCGGCCGCCUUGGCUACUUGGUGAAUGAACCGCCAAAAAUAUGAGUUACUCAGCGACAACGGUUACAUUGAACUCAGCAUUCCCGCGAAAUUCAAAUCCAAAAGCCAAGGAUUCUCAAAACCGGAGAGAAACAAUCUCUCUAAUACAAAAAUGCAAACACAUUCAUCAGAUUCCACCAAUCCACGCAAAAAUCAUAAGAAAUUUCCAAGACCAAGACCCAUUCGUCGUCUUCGAGCUUCUUCGCCUCUGCUCCAACCUCAACUCAAUCGACUACGCCACCACGAUUUUCCAACAAGUUCAAACCCCAAAUGUCUACCUCUACACUGCUCUCAUUGAUGGGUUCGUGUCAUCUGGGUUUUACCUCGAUGCGAUUCGGGUUUACUGUCGAAUGGUUAACGGGUUUGUUUCGCCGGAUAACUACGCGGUAACUUCUGUGUUAAAAGCUUGUGGCUUUGGGUUGGCGUUGGAGGAGGGGAGAGGAGUCCAUACGCAGGUUUUGAAGCUUGGGUUGACAUCGAAUCGAUCGGUGAGGAUGAAGCUUCUGGCUCUCUAUGGGAAGUGUGGUGAAUUUGAGUGUGCACGGAGGGUGUUCGAUGAAAUGCCUGAUAGGGAUGUCGUUGCGUCAACGGUGAUGAUCACUUCUUAUGCUGAUUAUGGGUUGAUUGAGGAGGCGAUUGGUGUUUUUAACCGGGCUAGGAGUAAGGAUACCGUUUGUUGGACUGCUAUGAUCGAUGGGUUGGUUAAGAAUGGGGAGAUGAAUAGGGCUUUGGAGGCGUUUAGGGAGAUGCAGAGGAAUAAUGUGAGGCCUAAUGAAGUUACUGUUGUUUGUGUUUUAUCUGCUUGUUCUUAUUUGGGAGCGUUGGAGCUUGGAAGAUGGGUUCACUCUUACAUAGAUAAGUAUGACAUCGAAUUCAAUUACAUUGUAGGUGGUGCUCUGAUUAAUAUGUACUCUAGGUGUGGCGAUAUUGAUGAGGCACUGGCAGUGUUUGGUAAGAUGAAAGAGAGAGAUGUGAGUAGUUAUAAUUCCAUGAUUGAGGGGCUUGCUAUGCAUGGGAAGAGCAUGGAGGCUAUCCAAAUGUUCCAGACAAUGAUAAAACAAGGACUAAGGCCAAAUAGCAUUACUUUUGUUAGAGUAUUGAAUGCAUGUAGUCAUGGAGGUUUGUCGGGUUUGGGUUUUGAGAUAUUUCAUUCCAUGACUAAUAUUCACGGCAUUCAACCACAGAUAGAACACUAUGGAUGCAUGGUUGAUCUUCUAGGUCGCUCUGGUCAGCUUGAAGAAGCUUACAAUUUCAUUGCAAGAAUGAAAAUGGCACCGGAUCAUAUCAUGGUGGGGGCUUUGCUAAGUGCUUGUAAAAUCCAUGGGAACCUUGAAUUAGGAGAAAGGGUAGCCGAAAUCUUGGUGAAUUGUGGUAAUGCAGAUUCAGGAACUUACGUACUGCUAUCAAAUGUAUAUGCUUCAUCAGGGAGGUGGAAAGAGGCUGCACAAGUGAGAGCAAAGAUGAAGGAAGGUGGAACCCCAAAGGAGCCUGGUUGUAGCUUGAUUGAAGUAAACAAUGAGAUCCAUGAGUUCCUCUUGGGAGACCUCAGACACCCAAAGAGAGAGGAAAUCUACAAAAAGUUAACGGAGCUAAUCGAUGAACUGAAAUCAGAAGGAUACUUGCCUGCAACAGAGGCGGUUUUGCAUGAUAUUGAAGAUACACAAAAGGAAUUGGCUCUGUCGAUACAUAGCGAGAGGCUCGCCAUAUGCUACGGGCUAAUUGCUACAAAACGAGGUACGACUUUGAGGAUUGUAAAUAACUUAAGGGUUUGCAGUGACUGCCACUCAAUGAUCAAAUUGAUAGCUAAGAUCACCAACAGAAAGAUUGUCGUUAGGGAUCGCAAUAGGUUCCACCAUUUUGAGAGUGGGGUUUGUUCUUGUGCUGAUUAUUGGUGAAAAAGAAAACUUCAUACUAA
This is a messenger RNA of Malus domestica (apple), 1980 nucleotides long. RefSeq names its product putative pentatricopeptide repeat-containing protein At5g59200, chloroplastic. NCBI's taxonomy places the organism in Eukaryota, Viridiplantae, Streptophyta, Magnoliopsida, Rosales, Rosaceae. The record is from RefSeq and is a predicted model, not a curated record. Gene Ontology annotation, molecular function: protein binding; zinc ion binding.